CACCAACAACAAUUACGAUGUGAAUGCGCAAACACACAAACAAUCCCCCUCUACCAUCACCAUACCUACCAACAACAAGCAAAUCCAAGUGAUGCUGCAUGCGCCAACAUCCUGACGCCCUGCUCAAAAGGACAACAACACUUGUCCGACCCCGACACCUAUAAUCACCAUCACGAGCCCCCUCCUCCGCAAUGGCCGUAUUCUCCCUCAUAAUAAUCAACAAAGCCGGUGGGCUAGUCUACCAGCGUGAAUUCCAGCCAGGACUGCGCAAGCUCUCGACAAACGACUAUCUCGUCCUGGCGGGCACGUUUCACGGUGUCCACGCCAUCACCCGCUCCAUCACCCCCAAGCUCCCCCUCGCCCCCGCCGCAGCACUCGCAACAACACCCACCACCGCGACCACACCCUCCCCCAACAAUGUCGUUUCUCCCUCCGCCACAUCAUCAACCCCUACCUCUUCUACAGCUUCAUACUCGUACCCGAACCCCGGAGUACCCGCGACGGGUCUCGAGUGUCUAGAAACGGACAAGUUCCGAUUAACGUGUUUCCAGACGUUGACGGGCACUAAGUUCCUCUUGUUUACGGAUCCGCUGAUGGCAAAUAUCGAGGUGGUUAUGAAGAAGAUAUAUGAGUUGUAUGCGGACUUUGUUAUGAAAAAUCCGUUCUAUCAGUUGGAAAUGCCGGUGAGGUGUGAGGCGUUUGAUCGGAAUUUGCAGGGUUGGUUGAGGGGGAGGACUUGAUUGAUG
Messenger RNA from Aspergillus neoniger CBS 115656, 746 nucleotides. Its product is annotated as trafficking protein particle complex subunit 4. Gene Ontology annotation, biological process: endoplasmic reticulum to Golgi vesicle-mediated transport. The transcript is spliced from 3 exons. The record is from RefSeq and is a predicted model, not a curated record. Gene Ontology annotation, cellular component: TRAPP complex. The coding region runs from base 192 to 740 and encodes 182 amino acids. Lineage: Eukaryota; Fungi; Ascomycota; Eurotiomycetes; Eurotiales; Aspergillaceae.